AUGGGGAAAGUUUCUAAGCGAUUAGGGUUAUUGGUUUUGAUGCUUGUGUUGCUCAUUAUUGGAGUAGCAGAAUGUAGGAGACUUGAGAAGGAGACUUUAGGAGGUGGUGGUGCUGGAGGUGGGUUUGGUGGUGGAAAAGGCGGUGGUGGUGGUCUUGGAGGAGGAGCUGGUGGAGGCUUUGGUGGUGGUGCUGGUGGAGGCAAAGGUGGUGGUCUAGGUGGAGGCCACGGUGGUGGUGUUGGAGGAGGAUUCGGUGGUGGUGCUGGUGGAGGUAAAGGUGGUGGUCUUGGUGGUGGUGGUGGCGUUGGAGGAGGCCACGGUGGUGGUGUUGGAGGAGGGUUCGGUGGUGGUGCUGGUGGAGGCAAAGGUGGUGGUUUAGGUGGAGGUCACGGUGGUGGUGUUGGAGGAGGAUUUGGUGGUGGUGCUGGUGGAGGCAAAGGUGGUGGCGUCGGAGGAGGCCAUGGUGGUGGUGCUGGAGGAGGAUUUGGUGGUGGUGUUGGAGGCCAUGGUGGUGGUGCUGGUGGAGGGUUCGGUGGUGGUGCUGGUGGAGGACAUGGUGGUGGUGCUGGAGGAGGAUUUGGCGGUGGAGCUGGUGGAGGUCACGGUGGUGGUGCUGGAGGAGGAUUCGGCGGUGGUGCAGGUGGAGGCCACGGUGGAGGAGCUGGUGGAGGUUUUGGCGGUGGUGCAGGAGGAGGCCAUGCUGGCGGUGGUGGUGCUGGUGGAGGGUUUGGUGGUGGUGCCGGAGGAGGCGGUGGUGGUGGAUUUUGA
Messenger RNA from Brassica oleracea var. oleracea, 768 nucleotides. Its product is annotated as glycine-rich cell wall structural protein-like. The record is from RefSeq and is a predicted model, not a curated record. The coding region runs from base 1 to 768 and encodes 255 amino acids. Lineage: Eukaryota; Viridiplantae; Streptophyta; Magnoliopsida; Brassicales; Brassicaceae. The transcript has a single exon.